AUGUCAGACCGCAGGCGUGGAGGCGGCAAGUCCCCAGCUCCGAGGGUUUCUUUCUCGACGGACUUCGUGGGAUGCAAGAAGUGCGGCUACCGGUGGACCUACAAGAACAAACAGUCGUGCUACAGCUGUGGGCAGGCCGUGCGACCAUCGUACUCCCCUGCUCCCAAGCCCCGUGGCGUCUGGGCUAGCGGCAGCAGAGGCUGGUGGCAGGACAACCGCAAAGGUCAGGCCGACUGGUACCAGGACGUCGAGGAGACCGCGCAGAGGACCGAGCCGCUCGCGAUCGGCGAGGUGGUGCAGACCCUUGGCGGGCAGGCCGUCUCGGAAGCCCAGCGGCAGGCGCUCCAGCAGCUCGAGAGCGCCUUCGCCCCACCGCCCCCUGCAGAGCGCCCCGCGCUCCUGGAGGAAGGCAUCCAGCGGGCGGCUGCGGCGGAGAGGGCUGCUCGUCGGGAGCUGGAGAAGCGUGCCAAGCAGCUGGCCGACGCCAAGCUCUGGCUCGACGAGUGCCAGUCUCGCUCCGAUGCGGCGGCGGACGCCCUGGUGGUCGCGGAGGACAAGCUGGCGCAGGAGAGGAAGGCGUUGUCGGCUCCAGCCAAGGAUCCUCAGCCUGAGGGGUCCAACAAGGGCGGCGGGGUCAUCAACCUCUCUGCCCUGCUGGGCGAAGGCGAAGCCAGUUUUACCUUCAAGAAGCGCAGGCGCGAGGACCCUCCUGCGGCUGCGGCGGCAGCAGAGGCGCCAGCGCCCCAGAGCCCUGAGGGAGGCCCGCCGCAGGCGCCUGCCCAGGCCAAGCGCGAGGACCCUCCUGCGGAGGCGGCGGCUGCAGAGGCCCCAGCGGCCCAGAGCCCCGAGGGAGGCCCGCCGCAGGCGCCUGCCCAGGCCCCCCAGGAGGCCCAGCAGGCUGCCCAGCCCGCCGCGGGGCCGCAGGGAUCCCAGGGCGCGACGCCAGGCGCUGCCAGCGCUGAUGCUGGCCCUGAUGCUGGUCGUGAAGCAGCUGGCAAGGAGCUGGCGGACGCCCUGCAGCGCGCCAGGGCUCGCAGGGCGGAGGCAGAGGCCAAGCCAUCUGGCUUCCACGGCUGCAGGUACCAGUACACAAUGCUCUACAUGGUCGGGCUCAUGGCACGAGUCCAGCACGUGGCAGGAGCCAGAGCUCUACAGCGGGGCGGCACGCGCAAUGUGGGGCUCGAGUUCAUAGGCUUCAAUUGUUCUUCUUGGGCGCAGGCCAUCGAUGUUUUGGACGAGGCCGCCACAAGGAAGAUCGUUGGCCCCAUGCACAUCACUUUCCUUCAAGAGCAUAAGCUGAGUGCGCCCAUCGCCAAGGACAUCGAGGCGGCCAGCUUCAACAGGCAUUACACGGCAGCAUUGGGCGCCCUGGCCGCCCGCCCCGCCGCCGCCCGAGCGGCGCCUCGGCCGCCCCCGCGCGGCAAGCGGCUCGCGCUGCCGGCGUCCGGCGUCAGCGGGGUGCACAGGAGGCGCGUCGGCGAGUACAGGGCGAAGGUCUGCAUCGAGCACGUGACCGUCUACACAGGCGGGCGCGCACUGGCCAGGGCGGGCGCGUCGCUGCCCGAGGAGGGCGUCGUGCCUGGCGUUGACGACCACCAGUUGGGCGUGGCCGGCCAGAUGCAGGCUCUGCCGGCGCUCGCCCCCGGUCCUCCACAGAGGCACGCGACAUCGCUGUUCGACUCCAUGACAGGCGCGUCCGACUCGGGCGCGGAGGCAGAGGUGAAGAUGCCGCCCGUGAUGCCGCUGCCGCCACCUCCGGCCGCCGCGGCAGCCCAGUGGGCGCAGCACGCCUACACGGCCUCCACGCAGGCGGCCGCCGCACGGGCCGCGGCGGCCAAGGCCGCGGAGGUGGCCUCGGCACAGGCCGCCGCGGCGCAGGCCGCCGCGACGCAGGCGCAGGUGGCGCAGGUGAGCGCCCAGCAGGCCGCCGCGGCCCAGGUGGCCCAGUCCCUCGGCUACAACGUCGCGCCCGUGGGGGUGCCCACUGCGGCCGCCUACGGCGACCUACCCGCCGCCGCGCCGCCGUACGGCCUGAGCACGCCGAAUCCGGCGCCGAUGAUGGGGAUGGCCGGGGCCUGGGAGCUGGGGCCAGCGGCGGCCCUGCCCGCGGUGCUCGCGCAGUCGGUGAUGGCGCAGCUGCGCGCCCUCCGCGCCGCCGAGGAGCCGCAUUCGCGCCAUCGACUGGACACCAGAAGCAGCAUGGGGGCGUUCCUCGUGGCUGUGCCGACGUCUGACCUCGCCUGA
Prorocentrum cordatum is the source of this 2244-nucleotide messenger RNA. NCBI's taxonomy places the organism in Eukaryota, Dinophyceae, Prorocentrales, Prorocentraceae. The record is from the annotation of a GenBank genome assembly.